Aedes aegypti (yellow fever mosquito) is the source of this 927-nucleotide messenger RNA. RefSeq names its product pupal cuticle protein Edg-78E. NCBI's taxonomy places the organism in Eukaryota, Metazoa, Arthropoda, Insecta, Diptera, Culicidae. Gene Ontology annotation, molecular function: structural constituent of chitin-based larval cuticle. The transcript has 2 exons. The record is from RefSeq and is a predicted model, not a curated record. The coding region runs from base 474 to 923 and encodes 149 amino acids. Gene Ontology annotation, cellular component: chitin-based extracellular matrix.
CUGGUUCGAGUCGAUGACCAUUUCUAAUGUUCAUAAAUCAUAGCGAAAUUUGUUUCGGUAGCUGUAAAACAUACGCAUUAGAUGCUACCCAGGUACGGGGACCCGUUUGGAGUGGAGUGCGUGUAUUGACACCUAGAUCUUUGCGGUUGAUAGCACGUGCCACACAGUCUGUUUUCAGCGAAAUUGGAUGCAUCUACACCAUUUCGCACACAAACCCACCGGCAAUAUGCGAAUCAACGGAAAGGUGGAGGAGGAUGACGUGAUUUGUUCAACUCCGUUGGCCCCUAGAGCUGGUGCAGUGCAGAGGUUGUUUGACUAAUACCCGUACUUAUGGAUAUCAAACGUUCGAAAAAAAAUUCUUCGAUUCAUCGUGCGUAUAUAAACUACCAAGAACGCUUCCACCAGCAUCACUCAGUUUGCUGAUUCAGAUUCAAUAGCUUGGUGUUUCCAACUUUCUUAACUUCUGAAACAAGAUGCACAAGCAAUUUGGUCUGAUUCUGAUGGUUAUUUCGUGUUCUCUGGCAGCGCCACAGCAGCGAAGAAACGGUAUCUCGAACGGAGGUGGUGCGGAAAGUGCCGCUACCAUCGUGAAACAGGACCAGCAAAUCAAUCCGGAUGGAUCGUACAGUUUUACCUACGAAACGAGCAACGGAAUCCAGGCGUCGGAAAGCAGCCCGGAUGGAGCGGCAGCCACCGGAGAGUUUUCGUACACCGCACCGGAAGGAGACAAAAUCAAACUGACCUACGUUGCUGACCAGGAUGGAUUCCAGCCGCAGGGAGCACAUCUUCCGGUGGAACCCCCCGUACCGGAGCAUGUCAUCAAGGCUUUGGAAGAUAUCCGUGCCAAUCCCCCGAAAGAUCCCGAUUUCAACCCGGCUUUCCUUGAAUCAGUUAUUGCUAGAUUGAGGCCACUGCAGGGAUAGACAC